GUGAAGAUUUGUUUUGUUUUUUUGCCUUUUAUAUGCUUUGCAUUCCGUACAAUAUUGUAGAUUUUUAAUUCCUAAGGUUUCAAAAACCUAUAAAUUUCUCGAAUUUUAUUCGUUGUUCUUCUGUGAAUUUGUAGCAGCAUGGAACGGAACAAAAAGGGAAUGUCGGACGAAGAGCGCUUACAGCUAGCAACCAAAUUAGACAGUGAGUUAGAUCAGUUUAUAAAUUCAUUGGAAAAACGACGGUAUACGGAAGGAUGGCCCGAAGAUCGAUGGGAAGAGGAAAUGGCCAAACACCCAUUCUUUAUGCAAAAGCCCCCGGAACCAGGCGAAGAGCUCAGUCCGCUGAUGGAAGGAUUACAGCAACUCAAGUAUGAUCCUGCGGAAAACACCACCCAAGAAUUGGCCGACGCAUAUAAAGAUGAUGGUAAAUUUUAUAUGCAGCACAAGAAAUUUCGUAUGGCCGUACUAAGCUACACGGAGGCGUUAGGUUUUGGUACAACCGACCCGGAGUAUAGAGCAGUGUUAUACAACAACCGAAGUGCUGCUAACUUUUUCAUCAAAAAUUACCGGUCGGCAUUGUUGGAUGCUCAAAAGGCUAUUGAACUAAAACCUGACUAUGACAAGGCACGUUGGAGGGCUGCCCAAUGUGCUAGUUUGAUGGAUAAGUUCGAAAUGUGCGUCAUUUUGUGCGACGAGAUAUUAAAUAGAGAUCCAAAGAAUAUUCAAGCGCUUGAACUAAGAAAAACUACUCUUGCGAAAAGAGCCACCAAAGAACGUGACGCCCGAAAAGCAGCACAAGCUGAGAGAGUAAAGCAAGAACAGUUGAAAAGAACAAUUGAGCAACUCAAACAACGUGGUGUGAAGUUUGAGGAGCCUGAUGCGUUAACUAAAGUGAAGCGACUGAAACCACGAUUAUUGCCACUCGAAGAUUUUAUGGUAAAAGCAGACAGCAACGGAGUGCUUCAUUGGCCAACGGUGUUCUGUUAUCCGCAGUUCCUGAGUACUGAUUUUCAGCAACAACUGUCGGAGGAAUGCACAAUGGAGGAAGUGCUGAUCAACAUGUACGAAGAGCCACUAGAACUGGACGAGGAGGGAGCAUAUGUUCCGCACAACGUGAACGUAUACUAUGAGAAUCCGAUAGCAGCCGAAACUCAUAAAGUGGAUGUGAAGAAAACAAUCAAGGACAUUGUUCGGGAGGAAGCGUUUUACGUGCGGGAUGGAACGCUUGCUUUCUUCGUUCUUCCCAAGGGGUCAUCACAUGAAGUGGAAUUUGUGAACCAAAAACGAAUACCGUCUAAACUAACUCGAUAGUCUUAUAUCUAUAAAUGCUUAAACGCAAAAUAUUCAAAAAUAAUGUACAGGAACUUGAUUACCAACUUUUUAAGCACACUUGAUUUACACUCCGAUCCGCCGAAUUCAAUUGAGGUUCUAUUUUAAAGUCCCAAAACAUUGCUCCGUGGUCGGGAACGCAUGAUGUAAACUGUUCCCAUUCGUGUGGCGACUUUUAGUUCGUACGUUUGCACGAAAUUCAUACAGUAGAAUAAAAGAUUCCAAAAGAAUUUAUUACUGCUAACCAA
Messenger RNA from Topomyia yanbarensis, 1577 nucleotides. RefSeq names its product DNA polymerase interacting tetratricopeptide repeat-containing, protein of 47 kDa (gene Dpit47). NCBI's taxonomy places the organism in Eukaryota, Metazoa, Arthropoda, Insecta, Diptera, Culicidae. Gene Ontology annotation, molecular function: Hsp90 protein binding. The record is from RefSeq and is a predicted model, not a curated record. The coding region runs from base 139 to 1311 and encodes 390 amino acids. The transcript is spliced from 4 exons.